Spirometra erinaceieuropaei is the source of this 2037-nucleotide messenger RNA. The record is from the annotation of a GenBank genome assembly. NCBI's taxonomy places the organism in Eukaryota, Metazoa, Platyhelminthes, Cestoda, Diphyllobothriidea, Diphyllobothriidae.
AUGGUGAACUUUUAUCGCCGGUUUCUCCCGAACUGUGCCGAUACCAUCCUUCCUCCGACCAAUCUCCUCUCAGGUUCUAAACGCACCUUUGAACUUACACCAGCAGCACUCACGUCAUUUGAGCAGGUAAAAGCCCUUCUGGCUGAUGCCACCCUCCUGACUCACAUUCAUGCUGAUGCACCCAUAUCUUUGAUGGUCGAUGCCUCCAAUGUCGCUGUUGGCGCGGUUCUUCAACAAAGUCUGCCGGAUUCUACCGUGCCUUUGGCUUUCUUCUCCAAGAAACUAUCCAAAGCCGAAACCCGCUACAGCACAUUCGGACGUGAACUUCUCGCCGCUUAUCUUGCCGUAAGGCACUUCCGGCAUUUACUCGAAGGUCGAGAGUUCACAAUUUUCACUGAUCAUAAGCCACUCACGUUUGCAAUGCAUUCCCACUCUGACAAGCUAAGCCCCCGGGAGAUCCGUCACCUGGACUACAUUUCGCAGUUCACUUCAGACAUCCGCCAUAUUGACGGGUCACGGAAUGAGGUGGCUGACGCACUGUCCAGGCCCUCUAUUGAUCAUCUUCAGCUUUCACCCGGGAUAGACCUCGCUGAGAUGGCCGCUAAACAACGCCGUGUCGGUCCACCCUGUGAUGAGGAUGCUUCCGGACUCCAACUUCAGGAACUACCACUGACGACUGGCAACGGCACCAUCUUAUGCGACGUAUCCACCCCUUCCCAUCGUCCAUUUGUGCCACCAUCCCUCCGCCGUAAAGUUUUCUCCUCCCUGCACAAUCUCUCUCACCCUGGGAGUCGAGCAACCGACAAGCUGGUUUCCGCCCGCUUCGUCUGGCCUGGUAUGCACAAGGACCUCAAGGCAUGGACACGGGCUUGCAUCGCCUGUCAACGGAGCAAGAUCCAGCGGCACAACAAGGCCCCCAUUGGCACCUUCCCCGGCCCUGGUUCAAGGUUAAGCCACGUUCACCUGGACAUUGUAGGCCCCCUGCCUCUGUCCAAUGGUUGUUCCUAUCUCCUCACCCGUGUGGAUCGGUUCACUCGGUGGCCUGAAGCUAUUCCUUUGCCGAAUGUUCAGGCUGAAACUAUCGUGAAGGCCUUCGUCAGUCGUUGGAUCGCCAUGUUCGGUGCCCCAUCCACGGUUACGACUGAUCGUGGUGCCCAGUUUGAAUCGGCACUCUUCCAGACGUUACUCAAUUUCCUUGGCUGCACACGCAUUCGGACGACAGCCUACCACCCAGCUGCCAACGGUAUGGUGGAACGUUUUAAUCGUCAGCUAAAGACCGCCCUGCGUGCCGUAGAAGACCCAGGAGACUGGUCGGACAACCUUCCCCUUGCACUCCUCGGCAUCCGCGCAGCUCUGAAGUCGGAUCUGGGCUGUAGCACAGCUGAAUUGGUUUUCGACUCUACCCUCCGACUGCCAGGCGAGAUGAUCACUCCAACCUCUCGUGGCGCCGACGAGACUCCUGACAAUCUUGUGCACCGUUUGCGGCAAUUUAUGCGCUCGCUUUCCCCGGUUCCCCCUCGAACCCCAAUGACUGAGUCUUAUGUCGAAAAAGACUUGGACAAGUGUACUCAUGUGUUCGUCCGGUGUGACCGUGUGCGCCAGCCGCUGGAAUCACCAUACGAAGGACCGUUCCGCGUGCUCGCGCGCAACACCAAGACCUUCCGGAUCCUUCGCAGUGACAAGGAGGACGUGGUCAGUGUCGAUCGGGUCAAGGCUGCUGUCGCAGAGGAGCCGCCGGACCUGUCACAAGGACAAAAAUGUGCUGACCCCCUAACCCCUGUUCCUCCAUCUUCCCUAUCCCGUGCUCAUUCACCCUGCCCACUACCUCGCCCUUCCCAUCCCUUGCCCUCUAUCCCUCCGUCCCGUAUACUUCCUUUGCCCCCAUGUCCGCAACCCACAACUGCAACUACUCCUUCAUCAACCAACAACACUGUAACCGCGAGCCAUACUCACUCUACUCCUGUGCCCCCUGUAUAUAUCACCCGUAGCGGACGCCAUGUUCACUUUCCUGACCGUUUGGUCACUCAUGUUUUUUAG